CCGCCACCACCACCACUUGUUUUAUAUCUCAUCUUCAUCCAUUUCUCUUAUACUUCUCUUUCUAUCAUUCAGACAUGUAUUCAUCACAGCCAAACACUUACGAGAAGUACUCCGAUGGGCAGCCUGUGUCCUCCGAUUCCGCCGCCACGGGCGUUCCAUAUGAUCCCUCCCUUUCCCAGCCAAGUGCGUUUAGUAUUGAUAAGCCUAAACCUCGAGUCCCUUGGACCACCGGCCUCUUCGACUGCUUCUCCGACAUGAAAACUUGUUGCAUAACAUGCUGGUGCCCCUGCAUUACUUUUGGCCAAAUCGCGGAGAUCGUGGAUAAAGGAGGAUCAUCUUGUGGUGCUAGUGGAGCGUUGUACACACUUAUUGCCUGUGUGAUUGGUUGUCCAUGCUUCUACUCUUGUUUCUAUCGCUCCAAAAUGAGGCAGCAGUAUAUGCUGGAGGAGAGCUUCUGUGGGGAUUGUAUGAUUCACUGCCUCUGUGAGGGAUGUGCCUUGUGCCAAGAGCAUCGUGAGCUCCAAAACCGCGGCUACGACAUGAGCAUUGGCUGGCAUGGAAACGUGGAGCGACGUAAUAAGGAGGCCAUGAUGGGCCGUCCUGUGGUGGAAGGGAGCAUGAGCCGAUAGAGUGCAAAUCUGCUGUUGACCUGAAAUGGCAAGUAUGAGAGCCUUGGGAUUAAGAUUAUUGUGCGAGAGUUAUUAUAUAUGCUUGUAAUAUUUAGAGAUUCCGAAGAAGAAUCUAUAGUCCAUGUUUUUCAUGAUCUACAAUAAUUAUGUUGUAUGCAAGAAUAGUCUGUGUUUAUAUAUUUUCCCCCACCAAAAAAAAAAGUUUGUGCUUUUAUAAAUAUAUACUUUGUAAUAAACAAUAAUUACUGUCAAUGAAAUUAAAAAAAAAAUGUAAUUAUA
Corylus avellana is the source of this 908-nucleotide messenger RNA. The record is from RefSeq and is a predicted model, not a curated record. NCBI's taxonomy places the organism in Eukaryota, Viridiplantae, Streptophyta, Magnoliopsida, Fagales, Betulaceae.